This is a messenger RNA of Cladocopium goreaui, 363 nucleotides long. The record is from the annotation of a GenBank genome assembly. Lineage: Eukaryota; Dinophyceae; Suessiales; Symbiodiniaceae.
AUGGAGGAGUCGGGCGCCUGCGUCUUGAACCUGACGGAAGGUGGCGUUGGUACCAUGGUGCUGGUGGGACUCUUCGAGGAUGGACAACAGGCCUUGCUGGAGAUGUUUGCAGAAGAGGAAGCACAAUUGACGCCUGAAGAGGAGACUGGAGAACCUCCCGUGUUGGCCGCCUUUGGCGGCCUCGCAGCCUUGCUCCUUCUGAACGUAGGUCUGGCUGCCCUCAGCCGACUGGCGGAUAUCCACGUGAAGGACACCACCAGCAAGGGACCACCGAGAGACUACAUGGAAUCGCCUGGAUACAAGAUGGCCUGCAUGGGCGUUGGGUCGGGUUAUGGCGGGUUGGGAAGUCUGGAUGAGAUGUGA